This is a messenger RNA of Penicillium cataractarum, 1101 nucleotides long. Its product is annotated as DUF2406 domain-containing protein. The transcript is spliced from 4 exons. The record is from RefSeq and is a predicted model, not a curated record. Lineage: Eukaryota; Fungi; Ascomycota; Eurotiomycetes; Eurotiales; Aspergillaceae. Bases 1 to 1101 code for a protein of 366 amino acids.
AUGGCAGGCCCCCAACAGUCGGCCACUUCUCCUCGUCGGAGUCGUGGGUUUAGUGUCAAAUCCGAGUCUUCCCAUAAAUCCCAUCUCUCCGAGUCCUCCCAGGAGAAGGCCCGACGCAGUUUACAUACCAAGGCGGAUCCUACGGUCGCGAUGAACGAGUUGCAGCCCAUGGCGGUUGCUCUGGAAAAGUCCAAUAUGGGCUCUCUCCGCGCAAUAGAGCAUAAGGAUCAAUAUGGCAAUCCUAUCACCGAUCCCGACUGGUCAAACCCCACCCGCCCACGUUUCGAGCGCCCGCUGGAUACCAUCCGCUCCUUCGAAGCAGCCAUCUAUGGCACCUACACCAGUCAACGUCCCGUCUCGUACGCCCGUACAGGUUCGUUCGCCUCCUCCGUCCCUCCGCGCAGGGACCCCAAUUCUGAUCAAUCGCUUGUAGAUGACGCCGCUUCGCAGAUGGGCGACUACAGUCGCCGGACAAGUUACUACGGAGGCCAGAACAACGGCUACUCGAACCGCGCAUACGGCGAUCAGAACGGUUACGGACGCAACGCCCAAUCCCGCCCGGACAGCAUGAUCGAUGCCUACGGCGGUUCCAGCCAGGCCCCCGAUAACUACUAUCCCUACAACCAAAACGGCAACGGUCGGCGCCCACGCCAGAACCCGCGCCAGUCAGAGCAGGGUGGAUAUGCCAACGGUAACGGCGGUCAAUACGCCUACCAGCAACAGAACCACCAACGCUCCUACGACAAUGUCACCGCCAUGUCUGGCUCCGGGUAUACCGACUCCUACGGACAAUCCACAGACCCGAGCAGCCUCAACAGUUCAAUGGAUCAAUUGCAGCAGCAGGCUCUGCAGCAACAGCGACUCGAUGAACGCGCCCAGGCCGAGUAUGGCUUCCAGGGUUUCGGCGGUAGCCCAAAUAUGAACGUGAAUGGGAAGAAUCUCCCGUCUGCGCCGGCAGCCGCCGCGGAUCCCAACUGGGGUGGCGCGGCGCCUGCAAAUGGACAUUUGAGGAAGACUCCGACGGCGAAUGUAAAAGCGCAGGCACAAGCAAACCCGGAGAAGAGGAAGAGUUGGUUCAAGAAGCGGUUUAGCAAGGGAUAG